UGGAAUUGACAAGUGGGUGGGAGGUGGGCGGGACUUCCGGUCCGCAGUCCGGUCAGAUGGUUCCCGGGCGUCUCCCCGCAACCUAUUUGACUUGGCUGGUCGGUGACGCGGCGCCGGGAAGGAAUCGGACGGGACCGGGGCCUGGGGGAACUGCGUUAAAAGAAGAUGGAUGCACAGAGUUCAGCUAAAGUCAAUUCGAGGAAGAGGAGGAAAGAGGCACCCGGCCCUAAUGGAGCAGCAGAGGAAGAUGGAAUUCCUUCAAAACUGCAGCGCUGCGCAGUUGUAAGUGAAGAGCUGUGGCCGGAGCACCUGGUGGUGGAGGGCUUACGGCAGCCAGCUCCUUUUUCUGAUGAAAUUGAAGUUGACUUUAGUAAGCCCUAUGUCAGGGUAACUAUGGAAGAGGCCUGCAGAGGAACUCCUUGUGAGCGACCUGUGAGAGUUUAUGCGGAUGGAAUAUUUGACUUAUUUCACUCUGGUCAUGCCCGAGCUCUGAUGCAAGCGAAGAACCUUUUUCCUAAUACAUAUCUCAUUGUGGGAGUCUGCAGUGACGAGCUAACGCACAACUUCAAGGGCUUCACGGUGAUGAAUGAAAACGAGCGCUAUGACGCGGUGCAGCACUGCCGCUACGUGGACGAGGUGGUGAGGAACGCCCCCUGGACGCUGACGCCUGAGUUCCUGGCCGAGCACCGGAUUGAUUUUGUCGCCCAUGACGAUAUCCCCUAUUCCUCUGCUGGGAGUGAUGAUGUGUAUAAGCACAUCAAGGAAGCAGGCAUGUUUGCCCCCACGCAGAGGACAGAAGGUAUCUCCACAUCAGACAUCAUCACCCGCAUUGUCCGUGAUUAUGAUGUGUAUGCGAGACGGAACCUGCAGCGGGGCUACACCGCAAAGGAGCUCAAUGUCAGCUUUAUCAACGAGAAAAAAUACCACUUGCAAGAACGGGUUGAUAAAGUAAAGAAGAAAGUGAAAGAUGUGGAGGAAAAAUCAAAAGAAUUUGUGCAGAAGGUGGAAGAGAAGAGCAUUGACCUCAUCCAGAAGUGGGAGGAGAAGUCCCGAGAGUUCAUCGGAAGUUUCCUGGAAAUGUUUGGUCCAGAAGGAGCACUGAAACAUAUGCUGAAAGAGGGAAAAGGUCGGAUGCUGCAGGCCAUCAGCCCCAAGCAGAGCCCCAGCAGCAGCCCCACUCAUGAACGCUCCCCCUCCCCCUCCUUCCGAUGGCCCUUCUCUGGCAAGACUUCCCCAUCCUCCUCCCCAGCAAGUCUCUCUAGGCGCAAGGCUGUGACCUGUGACAUCAGUGAAGAUGAAGAGGACUAACUUUUCAUCCCUGUUCCCUCUCUGUCCCCCUGCCCAUCACCUCCAGAAGCUCUCUGUCGAAUUCCAUUUUGUGAUCCCAGCACUAAACCUAAGGACAUCUACAAAGAAAAGACACAUGGGGCAAGAGGACCUGGGAAUGGGGAAAACAAACCAGCCUGUGCCCUAAGAGACAUCCUCAGCCACAUCCGGAGGCUGACCACACCUUAGACACCUGCUCCGAAUCCAUCUUCUCUCCCCAGAACUUUGCUUUACUGUUUAUGCUCAUGUAAUCUUGACAGGGAAAUUGUCAUUUUUAUUAAUUUUUUAAAAAUUAGUCUUUCAAAUAUAGUAAGUAGAACUAAUUUUUUGCCCGAGGAGUGGGCAGAAGAGGAAGCGUGUAAUGCCCAGAGGCCUUUCUCCCUGAUCACUAGUGCUUGCCUUCUGUUCUGAAGCAAACUAGCUUGCCAGAUCCUUCACACAGUGAGCCACGCUGAUGGGUAAUUUAGAGAGACUACUGUAACUUAAACUUCCCUUAAAAAGACGUAAAAGCUGAAUUAGCCCCAAAUUCCCUGAGUGUCCUGCUGGCCCAUAUGUCAUGGCUGUGGGGAGGAAGAGCUCUGAGUCGAACUUUUCUUACUCCCUGAGGAGUUUCUUGUUGGACCCAAUGGGGUCCAUGAAGACACUGGUGGCGAUGAAACCAAACCACAGAGCAUCAAUUGCAGUUUUUCUGCUGUGUUCAUCUUCUCAGAAAAUUCUGUUGCCUAGUUACUUGGGAGCUCUUGUCAGUCUUUCCUGCAGCUUAGCUGCAAAGGAAGGGACGCUUUGAGGGACACUGUGAUUGGAGAGGGGCGUGGGUCAACUCGGUCUAGUGCGAGGGCAGUUGAGGGUGAGCUUCUGCUGGGCAUGCGUCCCUCGCCCUGCCACUGCUGUUUCAGCAUCAUGCCCGGCUUCAUAACAAAGGAUGCUUUGUAAAUGCGGCUUGAACUUGACCCAUUAAUCCAUGUUGCUUAUUGCUACACUUAGCACUUUUGCUUUUCACAGAAAGCACAGGCUAAAGCACCAGGGACCACUUUGAUCUCUGAAACCCUCUCCUCAGCCUCCUCUCUGCUCCUCUUAAUGUUCUCUGGCCGAUGGGUAUCCCAUGGAGACUCUCCUCUAAGAGCUGCACCUGACAGGGACUUCUUCCCUCUCCUCCACAAGCCACAGGCAUAACUAAACCUGCUAGCACACAGAGGUAGUGUCCCCUUGCCUUCCUGUGCCUGCUGGUUCCGAGGGAAGACAGAUCUUGAAUUCUAGAUCAAAGAGUGCUGACUCUCAACACUGAACGUGAGCUGAGGUUUUCAGCCCCUUGUACCCCAUCUUGGCUACGUGGGCCAGCAAGUUUAUCACCACCUGUAGCUGGAUUUAGGGCAAAGUUGUUUAUGUCCAGGACCACCUCGUUGUCACUCUUGUCAGAGUGGGGCGUUACUGUUUUCAGCAAAGAAAACCACAUCCCACCCUCCCCACCCCCCGUGCCUGUGCUGAGACUACGAGCAUUUUAUAAUCCUCCCUCCCUUUCUGGUGGAAGCCUAAGGGUCUGGGGCUGGCACCACACAACGCCUGCAUAGCAGGACUACCCAGGCUCCUAAACUCUCUCCCAGGCAGAGCAGAGGAGAGGAGCAAAGAGAGGCACAACUCAACGGCCUGUGGAAACUCCAUCCCUAACUCCUCAGGAAGCACUGUUUUCACUCAGCUCUGACCCAUACGGCCUUGGCCUGGAAUCCUUUGUCCGAACCUGUUUUCUCAGACUAUGUAGCACCGUGUGGCUUAUUUGAACUUUUCUACUCUGGGGAUCCGUUUCUCUCUGCCUUAUCCUCCCAGGUAUACAAAGGUGAUGACGUCCCUGUGGACGCUCACCUGCCUGUUCUCUCAGCGCGCGUCACUGGGUGUGCACUUCGGAUUGCAGAGGGAGCUCCUCACAAGUGAUUUUCCUCCGUGUGGUUACUCCUGUCAAGUGUACUGUUGGGGUCCCAAACAUCAGAGCCCCUAGGCUGACAAGCUAUGCAACACAGCCAGGACGAGCCUAGGCUCGUGUUCUGAGAGUAUCCCUCGCCCCUGUGCUGUCUCCUAACAUAUUCUCAGUUUCGAUGGGGCAGCAUGUUAGGCAUUUGAUGGUCAGUGUGCUCCUAGGUGCUAGAAAAAGGUGCUGUUGAGAUGGUGUACCCAGUUGAAUGUGCUUAAGUGUUUGAACGUGUCUGUGACUGUACCCCUCACCUCACGUGUGGAGCCACCUCCCCGAGCCAGCACAAGAGAGCAGGCAGCACGGAAAGGCCAGGGUGGCAAGGGUGGGAGGCCCUUACGUUGUGUGGCCUCGCAGCCUCUAUGCCACAGGAAGAGGCUGAAGACAGGAGUCCUCGAGCUGGUGCUGGAGAGGAGCCAGUACAGCAGUUAACCUUGGCAUGGGCCGGACAGGAUCUUUGCUCUUUUCAUAUGCUAGGCUGAGACUGAAGAACAGAGGUUGCUGCUCAGAGGAAGUAGAAAUGGAUCGCUAGUACCGCAGCAGCCGCUCCUGGGAGCUAAGUCAAAGAUCCUUAUUUUGCAGACACUUGAGGAAAAGGGGUUGGGAGGGUGAGGAGGUUGGAAAUCCUAACGAGAAAGAUUGAGAAACCAUUUGUGGCCACCUUUCUCAGCAGCACCUUAGUUACUCUCGUGGCCUCACAUCUGACCAGCCUUCUAGGACGCCCUCCAUGGUGGCUUUGACACUGUCUCUAGCCUUUUUUCUUACCAACUUUUCAGUCCUUCCCCAAAUCACUUCUGUUUCCCUGCUUUGGUUUAAUCCCUCAAGCCAUAGCUUCUAGAUUUCUGUCAGCAUACAUGCGCCGAAAUUGAACCCACACGGUUCAAAGAAAGCUUCCUUAACAAUGGUUUAAAACUAAUGGUAUUUUUUUUUAAGCUCACCAAUAUAAGUAUUUUUAAAGGUUGUAUUUUUCAAAGUCAUAACAAUGAUUGUUUUCUCUCACAAAAUAGAUUAUCAUGGGAUAAAGAAUGGUCCCUGGCUUCUAUUUUUCAGAAUAAAUAAGUAGAACAUGUUCUUGGACUUAUACUAUUAAAAGUUAAUUCUCCUAAAAGAAAAAGAGAAAUAUAUUCUGUCUGCCAGAAUUUUUUGUGGGCCUGAUAGGGGUAGAGAACAGAAAUGGCAGGAUUAACAUUUGGAUGGCCCAAGCUGGGUUCCACUAGGUUUGAAGCGAGCUCCUUCCACCCCGUUGGAGGAACUGACUGUUCUCAACAGUGAGAACUGGUUGGUUGGGUGUCUUGCAUCGUGGCUUCUGAACAGAAAACACUGUUGGAAAGGGUUAUCCAGACAUGACUGUCUUGCCCAUGGCCAGUGCGAGUCAGUGGGGAGUUUGCCUCAGUUCAGUGUAUCACCUCACUGUCUAAUGAUUUGUUCAGAGUUAUUUUGGCUUUUGUCAUUCAGCCAAAUAAAGGCCAUGUGGUUUUUUUUGCCUGGUC
Molecule: messenger RNA, 4776 nt
Organism: Meriones unguiculatus (Mongolian gerbil)
Lineage: Eukaryota; Metazoa; Chordata; Mammalia; Rodentia; Muridae
Gene: Pcyt1a
Product: phosphate cytidylyltransferase 1A, choline
Exons: 9
Coding region: 166-1308 (380 amino acids)
Biological process (GO): CDP-choline pathway
Cellular component (GO): endoplasmic reticulum
Molecular function (GO): choline-phosphate cytidylyltransferase activity; phosphatidylcholine binding
Source: RefSeq, a predicted model, not a curated record